Messenger RNA from Phycodurus eques (leafy seadragon), 2496 nucleotides. Its product is annotated as F-box/LRR-repeat protein 7. The record is from RefSeq and is a predicted model, not a curated record. The transcript has 4 exons. Lineage: Eukaryota; Metazoa; Chordata; Actinopteri; Syngnathiformes; Syngnathidae. Gene Ontology annotation, biological process: SCF-dependent proteasomal ubiquitin-dependent protein catabolic process. Gene Ontology annotation, molecular function: protein binding. Gene Ontology annotation, cellular component: SCF ubiquitin ligase complex. The coding region runs from base 213 to 1682 and encodes 489 amino acids.
AUGUAGACGCGGGCGUGCACCGCUGGAAGAAGAAGCAGAAGAAGGAGAAGAAAAAGAAGGAGAAGGAGAGGAAGAAGGCCGGGCCGUGAGGCGUCCCGCUCACGUCCACAUCUGGAUUAACUCUUUGGACUUUUUUGAAUUUCUGCUUUUUUUGUUGUUUUUUUUUUGUUUUUGUUUUGUUUUUCUCGGUGCUCGACUAUGUGUCCUCUUCAAUGGGUGCCAACAACGGAAAACUGUACGGAAGCGAGGGCAAAGGGAGCUCCAGCAUCUCGUCUGACAUAAGUUCCAGCACCGAUCACACGCCCACCGAAGCUCCCAAGAAUGCGACUUCCAGCGAAGGUUUGGACUCUGGCACGAGGACGCUGAGCACGCCUAGUCCGGGCCUCAAAUCGUCGUCUCUGUCCUCCCCGGCGCUGUCCAGCAAUGGCCGUGACACCAACUCCACGUCGUCGUCCUCGUCGGCCGCCGCCUCCGAGACGGUGGCCGUGGUCCACCCCCAGCCGGGCACCCGCACCCGCUCCCGCGUCCCCAGGGGCCACGCCCCGGCGGACCUCCUGCCCGACGGCGUCCUGCUGCAGAUCUUCUCGCACCUUCCCACCAACCAGCUGUGCCGCUGCGCCCGCGUUUGCCGCCGCUGGUACAACUUGGCAUGGGACCCGCGGCUGUGGCGCGCCGUGCGGCUCGACGGCGAACUGUUGCACGCCGACCGCGCCGUGCGGGUGCUGACCCGACGCCUGUGCCAGGACACGCCCAACGUGUGCCUCACCCUGGAGACGGUGGUGGCGAGCGGCUGCAAGCGGCUCACCGACCGCGGGCUGCACGUGCUGGCCCGCUGCUGCCCCGAGCUGCGCCGCCUGGAGGUGGCCGGCUGCUACAACAUCUCCAACGAGGCCGUGUUCGAGGUGGUGUCGCGAUGCCCCAACUUGGAGCACCUCGACCUCUCAGGCUGCUCCAAGGUAACGUGCAUCAGCCUGACUGAGGAGGCGUCACUGCAGCUGUCGCCGCUGCACGGCCAGCAGAUCUCCAUCCGCUACCUGGACAUGACCGACUGCUCGUGCCUGGAGGACGACGGCCUGCGCAUCAUCGCCACGCACUGCCCCCGCCUCACGCACCUCUACCUGCGGCGCUGCGCGCGGCUCAGCGACGACGUGCUGCGCCACCUGGCCCUGCACUGCCCGUCCAUCCGCGAGCUCAGCCUGAGCGACUGCCGCCUGGUGGGCGACUUCGGCCUGCGCGAGGUGGCCCGCCUGGAGGGCUGCCUGCGCUACCUGAGCGUGGCGCACUGCACGCGCAUCACCGACGUGGGCGUGCGCUACGUGGCGCGCUACUGCCCCAAGCUGCGCUACCUGAACGCCCGCGGCUGCGAGGGGCUGACGGACCACGGCUUGGGGCACCUGGCGCGCAGCUGCCCCAAGCUCAAGUCGCUGGACCUGGGCAAGUGCCCGCUGGUGUCGGACGGCGGGCUGGAGCAGCUGGCGCUGUACUGCGCCGGCCUGCGCCGCGUCAGCCUGCGGGCGUGCGAGAGCGUGACGGGGCGCGGCCUGCGGGCGCUGGCCGCCAACUGCUGCCAGCUGCAGCUGCUCAACGUGCAGGAGUGCGAGGUGUCGCCGGAGGCGCUGCGCUUCGUGCGCCGCCACUGCCGCAAAUGCGUCAUCGAGCACACCAACCCCGCCUUCUACUGACGCCGACUGCGCUCGCGCUGACCGACGGAAGGUUUCCCGCUCCGCGCCUCAACGGAGCCCCGCAGAAUGUAUUUAAUGUAUUUAUCUGUAAAAAGAACAAAAACAAACUGUUAUGUGGUGUCGACAGAGACCCAGACGUGACAUAAGGGGAACGAAAGUUCAGUUAGGCCCACAAUUCAGUCCGCCUCUGCAUAUUUGUGAUUCACUAUUUGCAGAUUUUUGGGGAGACUCUAUCCUCCCUAACAUAAAAGUAUCGCUUUGACGCCAAAGAACGAGAGCGGAGGCGCUUCAUUUGGUCAGGUCAUAGCCCUGUCUCAUAGAAAAGUAGUGCUUUGCCGCCAUUUGUAGGCAAUCGUGAAUGUCUGCACUUUAGAACUUUCCGGGUCAAGGGAUACAUUUACCCUCCUAACAAAAAGCCAUAGGAAAUAUUGAUUUUUGGAACAUUUCAACCUCAAAACUAUAUGAGCCCGUUAGAAAUGUAAUUAAAUGAUUCUGUUUUGGACUGAGCAUCAAGCGCUAAAAUGCCACAGGAUUAUUUAUAACGCAACAAAAGGCACAACAUGCUUUUUUUGUUGCCUGUUCACACCCUGUUUUUGUUUUUUGAAUGCAAUCACGAUCCGCUUGUGACAAUCCUCAAGGACCAUGACAUAGUAGCACACAAACACAAUGCUGCUCCAAUUGUGCCAAUAAAGUCCACCAAAGCAUUGGAAAGCGGUUUGUUUCGCAUUAAUCUUCAACUGAAAUGAGAUGAGGUUUUAUAUAUAUUUUUAGCGUCUUUGUUUUUAAACCAGGUGAGGCAAUUGUUAAUAGUUUU